Rhineura floridana is the source of this 5241-nucleotide messenger RNA. It is a transcript of the gene IHH, whose product is annotated as Indian hedgehog signaling molecule. The transcript is spliced from 3 exons. Lineage: Eukaryota; Metazoa; Chordata; Lepidosauria; Squamata; Rhineuridae. The record is from RefSeq and is a predicted model, not a curated record. Gene Ontology annotation, molecular function: patched binding; calcium ion binding. The coding region runs from base 575 to 1792 and encodes 405 amino acids. Gene Ontology annotation, biological process: cell-cell signaling; multicellular organism development; smoothened signaling pathway.
UUGGGACUGGGGGCCAGGCCGUGAGGGGGGCGGGAGAAAGGGCGGCUCUGUUUGCGGUGGCGCACGCCUCCCCCCGAUGACAGCAGGUGAGCGGGGCGGAUGGGUAGGUCAGGCUCCCGCCCCCCUCUCGGUUGGCGGGCCCUGGUAGUGGCAGGCAGGUUCCGCGAGGAGGAGGCGGAGGAGGGAGAGGGAGAGGGAGGGCCGGCCACCGGCUGGGCGCGGUCCUGGCGGUCCCCGAUCCCGGAUCUCUUCAAUUUCUCCUCUCUGUAGCUCACUCGUGCGCCGCGGGCAGAGGCAGAGGCAGCAAGAGCAGCAGCUCCGGCGGCGGUGCUGACCGCUAGAGCGCGGCGGCGAUUUAACCGCGGCAGCCAAAACAAACGGGGCCCGCGCUAUUUAUUGGCGGCGGCCGGAGCGGGCCGGCUCAGAGCGGCCGAUCAGCGCACCUGCCCCCCUCGCCGCAUGGACGCUGCCGCUGCUCUCUGCCCGGGACUGCCCGGCCGCCGCCGCCGCCGCCGCCGCCGCCUCUGCUAUUCCUGCUGCUGAGCGCCCGAUCGGCGUCCUCCUCGUCGGAGCCAUGAAGGCGGCGCGGCUGCUGCUCCUGCUGAGCGGCUGCGCGCUGCUCCUGCUGGCGCCGGCGGUGCGCGGCUGUGGGCCAGGCCGGGUGGUAGGCAGCCGCCGCCGCCCGCCCAGAAAACUCAUCCCGCUUGCCUAUAAGCAGUUCAGCCCCAACGUGCCCGAGAAGACGCUGGGCGCCAGCGGCAGGUACGAAGGCAAGAUCGCCCGCAACUCGGAGCGCUUCAAGGAGCUCACGCCCAACUACAACCCGGACAUCAUUUUCAAGGACGAGGAGAACACCGGCGCCGACCGCCUCAUGACCCAGCGCUGCAAGGAUCGCCUAAACUCUUUAGCCAUCUCGGUAAUGAACCAGUGGCCAGGAGUGAAGCUGCGUGUGACUGAGGGCUGGGAUGAAGAUGGGCACCACUCAGAAGAGUCGCUGCACUAUGAAGGCCGUGCUGUUGACAUCACCACCUCUGACCGCGACCGCAACAAGUACGGGAUGCUGGCACGCUUAGCUGUGGAGGCUGGCUUCGAUUGGGUCUACUAUGAAUCUAAGGCUCACAUUCACUGCUCUGUGAAAUCUGAGCAUUCAGCAGCAGCAAAGACAGGAGGCUGUUUCCCAGCCCAGGCACUGGCAACUCUAGAAAGCGGGACCAAGAUUCCAGUGUGGGCACUGAGGCCUGGGCAGAGGGUCCAAGCCAUGGAUGAGCAAGGCCGUCCCAUAUACAGUGAAUUCCUGACAUUUCUGGACAAGGCAUCAUCCGCACGGACUGCUUUCCACAUCAUUGAGACGCGGGAUCCGCCCCGCCGCCUUGCCCUCACUGCAGCGCACCUCCUUUUUGUGGGGGAGAAUGCCACGGCACCCAUGAAGGCUAUUUUUGCGAGCCUGGUACACCCAGGCCAAUAUGUGCUGGUGACAGAGGGGGGUGAGCUACAGCCGGCCAGAGUAGCAGCUGCCUCGGUGCAGAUGGACAUUGGGGCCUAUGCCCCCCUCACCCGCCAUGGGACUGUGGUGGUAGACGGAGUGGUAGCCUCUUGUUUUGCUUUGGUGCAGGAGCAGCACCUGGCCCAGCUGGCCUUUUGGCCCCUUCGACUCUACCGCAGCCUGGUAGGGGGUGAGUGGACUCAACCAGAAGGCGUCCAUUGGUAUCCUGCACUACUCUAUCGCCUAGGCCGAAAGCUCCUGGCUCCGGACAGCUUCCACCCAUUGGCUGCAGCACAGUUUGAAAGCUGAGCUGACAUCCUCAGGUGCCCCAAAAAGAGGGAGAAAGAAACCAGGUGUUGCCUCCCGUGAUUCUAGGGAGGGACCGCAUGGUAGCCAGAAUCCUGAUUGUGGGGGGAAGGCAAGGCCACCAGCCAUUGGCUCCCUAUAACCUUCCCCAAGCACAAGGGCCAAAGGGAGGUUUUGACUCUUCCUCUAUCUCUGAGGGCCCCCUCCCCUUUUUUGCUAUGAAAGGGGAAGCCCAACAGACAGGGCUGUAUGCUGCUAUUUUGGUUCAGGAGCCUCUGAUGCAAAGUGGAGGGGGAGUGAACCAGGUGGAUGUGGGUAGCGAGUGGGGGUCUUGAUGCCUGGGGUUGAUAAAUGAAUGAAUGAGGGGCAGGAAAUCUUGCAUCUUGAUAUGCAGACUGGGGAAGUAGGAGGGAGUGGGCAGCUGCAAGGAGGCACCUGGGAGGGGCUGAGCAUGGCGGCCAGAGAAGACUUUCUCUGGGCAGAAAACCAUGCGCCUCUCCUAGCACUGCCUCACUGUGGCCAGUUGGAGUGUGGCAUGCAGAGUAGCUGCAAGGGAGGCACAUGAGAUUCUUCUAUGGUCGGAGAGGCCAGAGGGAAAUCCUUCUUUCUAGCUGCUGGUCAACUGGGCUUGUCAGCAGUGAGUGGGACAAGAGGCAGAGCACCAGACCUGAAGUGGGGAGGUGGUCACUGAUUAUGCUGAGGGAAGAGACAGUCGAAAGUAAAGGUUGUUAGGAAAUCACAUGGCCUUCUCUGGAUCAGACAGACGUAGCCUGGAAUAAUUGUAACUCCUGCGUAUGUCUUUGACAAUCAGGAAUGCAGAUGAAAAAGAAUCACUGUACCUAUAAUCAGCAGUGGACAAUGUAGUGGUGGGAAGGUGGCACUCACCUGACCUCCUGUCAGUUGUGUUGCUGCUGCUUACCAGGAGGUAGAGGGGGAGGGGAGAGAAGAGGCUAUGACGAGGUUGGCACAGGGCAAGCGCACCUGCAGAGUGGAUCCAAUGCUGCCAGUGGUGCAUUUGCACCGCAGUGACUUCAUCACCAUGUCUCUUCUCCCCCUUUACCACCCAGCAGGCAGGAGGGACAGGGCCAAUUGGAGGUCACAUGAGCACCCCCCCUCCCAUGCAUCUACUGGUGCCUAUAAUCAUACACCAAGAAAAAUGUGAGGGUGUAGGGGAGAGAAAUGUGCUUUUUAACCAUGCUUGUCAGUAACCAACCCCAGCUGGGUUUACCAAAGGGUGGUUAAUAUAGUAUAACCAGGGAUAUAACUCACCCAUGUUACUUGGUCUUGAAAAAGAUCACCUGAUGGGGAGGGUGGCCACUUAUGCAAACUCCCCCCAACAGAGGAAAUGUAUAACCAAAAAAAGAGGACAUUGAUUCGCAUAUGCUAAUUUUUAUGCCCAUUUAGAGAUAAUAGCUGUCAUUUCAACAGAAACACAGUGCCUCUCACCAUAGUGGGGAAGACCUGGUGAGCUCGCUCUGCUCUCCAUGUGCCAGUUGUAGUUCGGCAUCUUCAAGCCCCUCCGCCCUCCCACUGCUCUCCUUUUUUAGGGUUCUGUCUCUUUUUAAUCUGGAUUUGGAUUGGACAGCCCUUGCCACAGGCUUCUGCCAGCCCUCCAACUAGGAGACUGUCCUCUGGAAAGCGGCAUACGGCUGGCCACCCUGCCUGAAGGUACAAAGCCGGAGAGCAGCACUGGGAAUCCCCUCUUUCUGUUAGAGCAAACUGGGGCAUGAGGAGGGGAGGGGGAGAUGGACUCUGUUACCUUUUUUAAACUUCCCUUUGCUUCUUGAAGAUACAGGUGGGGAAAACAUUCUUUUGGAUUCUAAUCACUGGAUGGAUAAUCUUCCAUGAUCAUCAUCACAGCACCCUAGUAGAAUAAUCUCCACUUUCAUAGCACAGGUUCGGAUGCCUCUGCUCGUGUGAGUGCAUGCCCCACUUUAGCUGUCCUAGAUAUUCUCAUAAAGAACAUGGUUUUUCUCAGGGUGGAACUAUUUGUUACUAUGAGAGCACACAAAUGCAGCACGGAGGAGAAGGAAUUUGCAGGGGAGACUCUGUGGGGAGGAAGGGGUGUGUAACCCUUUCCCUGCCAAACUAUUCUCCAAGGUUUUGUUUUUUUAAACUCAGCCAGAUAUAUCAAGAAAGGAAGGAAGCCCUGCUUGGGGAGGGGGUGAGAUUAGCUGGGAGGGCACCUGCAAGGGAGAAGCACUGGGUGGGGAAAGUGUCAAGCACACACCCGUCCACUGAUUUAUCCUUGUACACACACACACACACACACUUGUACUGCAUACACACGGCAACCCCAUUACCUUGAUAAACAUGGGCUUUGGAAGACGUAUUAGUCGAGGUAAUGCAGAGGUCCAUCUGUCAGGGCUUCUUCAUAUGUCAGGAAUUUUGUUUAAGGAUACAAAUUCUGUACAGGGGGAACGGCAUGUACACAACAAUAUUUGAUGAGCACUCACACAAUAUGGUAUUCGAUGCUAGUCCUCAGAGUAGACCCACUGACAUGACUAGACACGACUCACUUAGGUUCACUAAUUUCAACAGAUCUAGUUUGAGUAGGAUCUAUUUGCUUACAGCUCCUACUUUGCUGCGUUGGAAAACUUCAUCCGGGUGCCUGUGCAGAAAAGUAGACCUUUGCACUCUUCCAAGUGCCAGGGCACACCAGGCUUAUAAACAGCUGCUUAUGCAAUUGUGUGAAGUGUGUGAGAACAACUGCAAGGUGACCAGGCAGUUUAGUCUUCUAACAAAGAUUUUGGGCUUUCUUUCCCUCUAUCUCUCCCUGAGACUGUCAGUGUGUCAAUGAAUGACAAAUAGAAUUUGUAUGUGUGUGUCUGUGUUUUAUGGCCAGCCUGACUACUACUUUUUUCCCCUUGGCUAGUAAUGUUUGAGGAUUUAUUUGUAAGGCUGGUGUACACACUCUUUUCCUGCAAGCAGGUAAUGUCCUUGCUGAAAAUAGUCACAUGUGAAGCAGCCCUUAGAUGGGCACCAGACACCCCAGUUUUGGGCAUCUCCUUGAGGAUAUACCAGAGUGCUUUGUGCACCAGUCAGUACCAGGCUCUGUCCCUUCCUGCCCUCCUCCUUCCUCCCUUUCUGAUGCCAGCAUCUCUCCGCAUUCAGGCAACCAGGAAUAGGCAUGUCCCUUGCUAGCAGCAUAGCUCAGGAGGCCUCCACAUUCCCAAUAUUGUGACCAUGGGAUGGUAGUGGCUGGGAAAGUAUCAUCUCCUACCCUCCCCCCCCAUUUAUUUAUUUUUACCUGCACUUUGCAGGGUGCUUUCCUUGGUGAGUAAGCCCUGCUGAAUGAGACCAAAUGGGGGUGGGGCCAUUUUUUCUAAAAAUAAAAGUAUUUAAGGAUUAUUUCAGAGGUGGGACCAUUGGGAAUCACAAAACUUUUUGUCUCUUCACUGGAUGUACAUAUCCCAAACAGGCAAGAAGUCCAAUAAAUCUCUUGACCAAUA